Molecule: messenger RNA, 711 nt
Organism: Scaptodrosophila lebanonensis
Lineage: Eukaryota; Metazoa; Arthropoda; Insecta; Diptera; Drosophilidae
Exons: 2
Coding region: 15-440 (141 amino acids)
Source: RefSeq, a predicted model, not a curated record
UAAAUCCACGAUUUAUGGAUUUACAAAUCGCGGAUAAAGUGCUGCAAAGUGCAAUAAGUUUAACCACAAUGAACAAUUUGAAGAACAAUUUGAAUUUGAGAACUGAUGAAACAAAUCCAAGUACAAGCAUAAACGCAAAAGUGGCAACUGACGAUUGUGGCAUUAGCGACGAUGAAGAGUCUGGGAUUGCAAUGGAUUUAAGCGAUUAUAUUAUUAAAGACGGGUCAAGAAAUUCAGGCACAAACUCUGACACCGAUACCGCCGACGAAAGUCAAGUCAAGAAAUUUGAAAUUAAAAGCCAGGCUGAAGCUAUAAAAUAUCUGCGUGCCAUGCAAAAAUAUGCGAUGUGGCAGGAAAACUUUCAGGCUAUUGGACUGCUAAUGGAAGCCGAAAAUGUUAUAGCAUACCCACCUGAUCAGGCUGACUUCGAACUAAGUUAAUAAAAGACGCAGCCUGAAAAUAGUAAAUAAUUCCGAGUUCUAGAUAAGAAGAGAGGAAAUGUUAGUAAAAACCAUAGGCUUAACUAUUUACUAUAAGUUUUGAACUGAAUAAAUAAUAGUUGUGAAAACUGAAGUCUAAGUUAAUGUAGAACCAGAAGAAUAACAAAGCUAUUAUUAAUACUACACUUUGUACAUACAUAUAAUAAUAAUGCUGCAAAAAUCUUAAUUCGAUAUAAGUUUUGUUGAGAAAAAAAUAAAGAAUAAACCAACA